Funneliformis mosseae is the source of this 1605-nucleotide messenger RNA. Lineage: Eukaryota; Fungi; Glomeromycota; Glomeromycetes; Glomerales; Glomeraceae. The record is from the annotation of a GenBank genome assembly.
AUGGCUUCUAAUAAGAUUAGAAUUGGUCAAUAUAAUGUAUUACAAACCCUUGGAGUGGGCUCCUUUGGCAAAGUUAAAAUGGCCGUUCACUCCAUAACUGGUCAUAAGGUAGCCAUGAAAUUUAUCAAUAGGAAAAAAAUUGCAAAUUUGGACAUGGUUGGAAGGGUGAAACGCGAAAUUCAAUAUGAAGUUAUUACAACACCAACCGACAUUAUUAUGGUAAUGGAAUAUGCCGGAGGCGAGUUAUUCAAUUUUAUUGUUGAAAAAGGCAAGAUGUCGGAAGAUGAUUCUCGAAGAUUCUUUCAGCAAAUUAUUUGUGCUGUUGAAUAUUGUCAUCGACACAAAGUUGCACACCGAGAUUUAAAACCUGAAAAUCUUCUUUUGGAUCCUUAUCAAAAUGUAAAAAUCGCGGAUUUCGGAUUGUCAAAUAUAAUGACCGAUGGAGAAUUUUUGAAAACGAGCUGCGGAAGUCCAAAUUACGCGGCACCAGAAGUCAUUUCUGGAAGGUUGUAUGCAGGACCCGAAGUUGAUGUGUGGAGCUGCGGUGUCAUUUUGUAUGUUAUGCUUUGCGGGCGUCUGCCAUUUGACGAUGAAUAUAUUCCAACAUUAUUCAAAAAAAUUAACGGUGGUAUUUAUACGCUUCCUUCAUUUUUAUCACCCGAGGCAAAAUAUCUUUUGUCUUCGAUGCUCGUCGUGGAUCCCAUAAAAAGAAUAACUAUUCAUGAUAUCAGACAAAAUCCAUGGUUUAAUAUUGGGUUACCUGAUUAUCUUAAACCCCUUCCUGAAAGUGAAGAGGAUCCAUUUGCUGAAAUAGAUAAUAAUAUUGUGACAGAACUUCAUAAGAAAAUGGGUUUUAGUAGGAAUACUAUAUAUCAGGCAUUACAAGAGUCCGAAAACAAUCAAAUCAAAGUGGCAUACCAACUUGUGGUGGAUCAUAAGCGUAUGAUUUGUGCUGGAAGAAUAUCCGGACAGAAAAGUUUCCAAAGUUUUCUAUCAACGUCGCCUCCUUCAUGGAUUUCACCUCAGAAUACAAAGGAAAAAGAACGGAUGAGUGAGGAAGUUGGUGACGCUCCUUCAAGUAUCACAGUAUUAAAUUCUAGUCUGCCUCCUAAUGAAGCAUAUUUCAGAGCAGGUAAUGGUAAUUGUGAUAAAAUGCCAAAAACACCGACUUUAAGAAAGAAAUCCAGAUCGAAAUGGCACUUUGGAAUUCGUUCGCGAAGUCCUCCGUUAGAAGUCAUGCUUGAGAUUUAUCGUGCCCUAAAAAAUUUAGGAAUGGAAUGGAAGACGAUUGAUCCUUUCCAUGUUCGGUGUAAAUAUAAUUAUUCUAGCGGUUUACGAGCAAGUGUCAAGAUAGAUUUACAACUUUAUAGACUUGAUACUAAUAACUAUCUUGUUGAUUUUAAAAAUGUUGGAUAUGAGUUAUCUACUAACAGUCAUUAUUCACACAAAUUUGAAACUAAUAACAAAUUUUCCACACCUCCAAUUUCUACCACAACUGUAAAAAUGCUUCAUCAACAAAGGACCAAUGGAAAAGAAGUUACAUCGAUGUAUCCAUUUUUUGAUGUAUGCACGAAAUUAAUUACGGAAUUGGCAAUAUCCGGAUGA